AUUCCCGUUAGAUUUCGUUCCUUUCAGUAGCUAACGGAGAGUCGCCGUGAGCAUUUGCAGUGGAGCGUAGCUACAUAAACAACCAAUAUCAAACUUCACUGAUUAAAAUAAUUUAUCGCACUGUGAGAGCUGUGGACAUCAGGAAAGAUGGGAAAACAGCGACAACGAUACUGCAUCAUUGGUGCCGGAGCUGCAGGAAUUUGCGCAGCGAAAUAUGCACUGCAAGCCGGCGGAGAUGUGGUAGUGUUCGAACAGACGGAUCAAAUCGGAGGAACCUGGUCGUAUACCGAUGCCGUGGGAAAGGACCGCCAUGGGCUGGGCAUUCACAGCAGCAUGUACGAUAGUUUGUGGACUAAUCUACCUAAAGAAAUCAUGGGUUAUGCAGAUUAUGAUAUGCCAGAACAGCGAAGAUCGUACAUUCACUGGAGCGAGGUGUUAGAAUUUUUAAAAGAUUACGCUGCACAUUUUGAAGUAGAUAAGCAUACAAGGUUUGAACACUUGGUCGAAGAGGUGAGACCUCAUGGCGAUGGACAGUGGCAAGUCCGGGUCAAAGACCUUAAACAAGAUGUACGGGAAACAAUGCUCUUCGAUUACGUUCUGGUAUGCAAUGGACACUAUUCCGAUCCGGUUGUUCCAGACUUCCAAGGCAAAGACCUGUUCAAAGGCGUUCAGUUGCAUAGUCAUCAGUAUAGGAAACCUCACGUUUUUAAAAACCGCAACGUUUUGAUUAUUGGCGCUGGUCCAAGUGGCAGAGAUUUAGUUUUUGCUGCCGAAGACUGUGCAAAAACCAUUUAUUUCAGCCAUCAUGUGCCACAGAAGCUGAAAAAUGCAGUGUUUCCCACGAAUGUUGUACAAGUUCCAGACGUUGCCCGGCUUCAUGAAACUGAAGUGGAAUUUGUUGAUGGGUCAAGGCACUCGGUAGACUUUAUCUUGUACUGCACUGGCUAUCACUUCAAAUUCCCAUUUUUGCAUGAAGACUGUGGAAUCGAACUGGACGAUGAUUGGGUCAAACCAUUGUACAAGCACAUCCUGAAUAUCAACCACCCAACGAUGGCCUUCAUUGGGAUACCGUUCCUGGUUUGCACAACUCUGAUGUUUGACUUGCAAUCUCGAUUCGUCAUGAAAUACUUUUCUGGAGAGAGGCCACUUCCGACCAAGGAAGAAAUGAUGGAAGAUUUUGAGUCGGAAAUGAACAAUCGCUGGAAACGAGGAUUGAAGAAGCGACAAGCGCACAUGAUGGGCGGUGAAGUACAACGGGAUUAUUAUAACGAUGUAGCCAAAACGGCGGAAAUCGAACCGAUUCCACCGGUCAUGAUCGACAUGCAUAUAGCGAGCCACCGAAGAAAGAACGAGGAUUUGAGAGGUUUUCGGAAUGAUGUAUUUCGGCUGUUGGAUGGUGAAAAUUUCGAAAUGGAGUAUGUCGAGGAGCUCGCUAAUCGUAAAAAAAUGUGAUAUAUUCUACGGAGUGCAAAUUAUAUAGGUGUGUGUUGCUCUUUAUAUAUUCAUAGAGUUUUAUCUAUACAUGUUGAAAAUAAAACGAUGAUAUUUAAAGUUAUAGUUCAAAGAAA
Molecule: messenger RNA, 1568 nt
Organism: Aedes aegypti (yellow fever mosquito)
Lineage: Eukaryota; Metazoa; Arthropoda; Insecta; Diptera; Culicidae
Product: senecionine N-oxygenase
Exons: 2
Coding region: 148-1452 (434 amino acids)
Molecular function (GO): N,N-dimethylaniline monooxygenase activity; NADP binding; flavin adenine dinucleotide binding
Source: RefSeq, a predicted model, not a curated record